AUGCCCCUUUGUGACCUUUCUUUGGAUCCCAUUUUAUUUGCAAAAGUGGUGCGCAUAGGCAAAUCCUUUAUGAAGGAGUUUCAGUCUGAUGGAAGGAAACAAGAAGAUAAAGAGAAAAUGGAAGUUAUUCUUAGCUGUUUACUUGGCAUUACUGACCAUGUCCUACUUCCAUCUCUUUCUCUAAUGGACUGCAAUGCUUGUAUGACUGGACUAUGGGGAAUGUUGAAAACAUUUCCAUAUCAGCAUAGAUAUCGUCUGUAUGGCCAGUGGAAGGAUGAAACUUACAACAGUUCCCUACUUUUUGUAAAAGCUAAAGCUCAAACAAUAGACAAAGCUAGAGAUAUCAUGAACCAUCUAACCAAGGAAAAUGUGAAGCCUUCUGGGAGACAAAAUGGGAAAUUGAGCCACAGCAAUCCAACUAUUUUUUUUUUUUAUAUCUUGUCACUCUCGGCCAGGCAUGAUGAGUUCAUGGCACCUGUAGUAGAUUCACUGAAAUACCUCACUUCAUUGAAUUAUGAUGUCUUGGCCUAUUGCAUCAUUGAAGCUUUAGCAAAUCCAGAAAAGGAAAGGAUGAAACAUGAUGAUACAACCAUUUCAAGCUGGCUUCGGCCUCUUGUUAGUUUCUGUGGUGCAGUUUUUUCUAAAUAUCCAAUGGAUCUUGCUGGUCUUCUGCAAUGCGUGGCUAAUCAGCUAAAGGCAGGCAGAAGUAUUGGCCUGCUUAUAUUGGAGGAGGUGGUACACAAAAUGGCAGGAAUAGGAAUCACCGAAGAGACAAUGACAAUGGAGCAACUAGAGGCCAUGACUGGUGGAGAGCAACUAAAAGCUGAGGGAGGUUCUUGUGGCCAGAUCAGAAACACUAAAAAAUCCUCCCAGAGAUUAAAGGACGCACUAUCGGACUAUGAUCUUGCUCUUCCCCUUGUUUUGAUGAUAGCUCAGCAGGGGAACAGGGUGAUCUUUCAGGAAGGUAGAGAGAAACAUUUGGAACUGGUGGGAAAGCUCUAUGACCAGUGUCAUGAUACCCUGGUACAAUUCGGUGGAUUUUUAGCAUUUAAUCUAAGCACAGAAGAUUACACAAAGAGAGUACCUUCCAUUGAUGUGCUCUACAACGAAUUUCAUAUACCCCACGAUGUAGCAUUUUUAACAAACAUUAAAAAUUCAGUUCCUCAGCACACUAGCACAUUGCAAGUUCUCAGCGGCCGCAUGCAGUCCAUGGCCACCAUAUUGAGUCACAUUACUGUGUAG
This is a messenger RNA of Myotis davidii, 1242 nucleotides long. Its product is annotated as THO complex subunit 2-like. The record is from RefSeq and is a predicted model, not a curated record. Gene Ontology annotation, molecular function: mRNA binding. Gene Ontology annotation, biological process: mRNA export from nucleus; mRNA processing. Lineage: Eukaryota; Metazoa; Chordata; Mammalia; Chiroptera; Vespertilionidae. Gene Ontology annotation, cellular component: THO complex part of transcription export complex.